UUCCACUGUUAACAAGUUCUUGCACAGUCGACGAUUGCUCACCAUAACACAAUGAUGUUUUGUUGACAACAAUGGAUUACACGUGAGGAUGGCAUCUGGAGGAAAACAAGACAGUAGACGACUAGAGGACUCUACAAUGGAGAGCCUGGCAGAAGUGUUCCGGUGCUUCAUAUGUAUGGAGAAGUUGAGGGAUGCUCGCUUGUGUCCACAUUGUUCCAAACUCUGCUGUUUUCUAUGUAUUAGGAGAUGGCUAACUGAACAAAGAUCACAAUGUCCACACUGCAGAGCAUCUCUCCAUAUCCAUGAGCUGGUGAACUGUCGCUGGGCAGAAGAGGUCACAAACCAGCUGGAUACUUUAAAAGACUGUACCCCCACCCCAAAGAAAGAGGACUUGGAUAAAGACAAGUGUGAGGACCACCAAGAGAAGCUGAGUGUGUACUGCUGGACCUGUAAACAGUGUAUCUGUCACCAGUGUGCUCUAUGGGGUGGGACACACUCUGGCCACACAUUUAAGCCACUGGACGAUGUGUAUAAUGAACAUGUGAAGAAAAUCACAGAGGAACUGAAUCAGCUGAAGCGUCGCCAUGUAGAACUCAUCAGCCUUGUGCAAGAUGUGGAACGCAACAUAGAAGGAGUAAAAACUGCCAAAGAUGAGAGAGUCCGUGAAAUCAGAAAUGCAGUAGAAUUAAUGAUAGCACGACUAGAGACACAACUCAAGUCCAAACUUCUGACAUUGAUGGGUCAAAGAGGUCAGGUGACCCAGGACACAGAAAAGCUGGAGACCCUGAUUCAGAAGAUGAACCAGAAACUGAUGAACAGCGGAAAAAACGAUCUGAUCAGCCAGAGCACAGAGCUUCUACAGAUGUUCAAACAGUUCCACUGUAAACCUAUGGCCUCCUUUGUCACUGCCCCUGUUCCUGCCGAUUUUACUAGUGAAAUUGUCCCUCAGUAUGACACCAGUACAUUUGUAAUGAAGAACUUCAGUGUGUUACAACAACGAGCAGACCCUGUGUACAGCCAGCCAUUGCAUGUAUCAGGCCUCAGCUGGCGACUUAAAGUCUAUCCUGAUGGCAAUGGAGUUGUCAGAGGGAAUUACCUGUCAGUAUUUCUAGAGCUGUCUGUAGGACUCUCUGAAAAUUCAAAAUACGAAUACAGAGUAGAGAUGGUUCAUCAAGCCUCCAGAGACUACACAAAAAACAUAGUCAGAGAAUUCGCUUCAGAUUUUGAAGUAGGAGAGUGCUGGGGAUACAACAGAUUUUUCCGCCUGGAUCUUCUAGCUAGCGAGGGUUAUCUGGAUACAGACACCGACACACUGAUUCUGAGGUUCCAGGUUCGACCCCCAACCUUUUACCAGAAGUGUCGAGAUCAACAGUGGUACAUCAAUCAGCUGGAGUCAACUCAUACACAACUAAUUAAUCAGAUCACGGAUCUCAAAGAGAGAUUACUGCUGCUGGAGAUGUCCAGAAACAAAGGCUCUGGCAAAAAGGGUGGUGCAUCAGCUGAAUCGCCCCUUCCCCUGAUGGAUCCCCAGGGCAGUGGUGACGGAGCUCUUGCCCAACAUUCCAUUCUGUACCCCAAACCAAUCCAUCCAAACUCAGGCUCAGAGAUCGAGAUCGAGUUGUGUGAGGAGGACCAUAUAGUGAAGGAUGACAGCUCCACAGCUGACUCCAUGGAUGAGAUCAGUCAGUAUGACAUUGAGGACUGUGAACAUGACCAGGAGCCAGGAACCACAGAAAACAAUGAUGAAAACGACAUUGACGAGGAAACAAUGUCUGUUGACAAUGAUGUGGAGAAUAACUGUGAGGAGAACAACCUGGACAGACUGGGCGCCCACAGCUACACCCCCACCAUCCCUAACAUAACGGACAACAGUGUUGUAGAUGAUGAGGCAGUUCUGAUGCAGUUUUUACAGGAACACUCUAAAUAUGACAACACUUGGAAUGUGGGAAAUGAUGGUUCAGAUGAUAGCCUCAGUUCCGAUUGGCUAGACAGCGUUCUAAAAUAUACCAAAUCCACUAGUAGUAGUGCCAGCAAUAACAGCAAGGAUUCCAGGGAGUCCAAAAAGGACACCAAGCCCAAGCCCCCUCCCAACAAGCCAGCUAUCCCAGCCAAACCCACCACUGCCAGUAAGCCUGCCCCGCCCCCUACCACAGACUUUAUGCUGGAACACAUCCACCAGCGGUUUACUGAGCUAGCAGCUUGUACCCUGGCCGCGGCAAACAGCGCAGUGACAAGUGAGACUGAGGCUCGUGCCAUGGUGAAAUCUGAUCAUAGAGAGAAGAAAGAAAAAGUGCAAAUUCCAUCACUUGAUUUGUCCAAAAAUGACUCUGGAAGCAAGUUUAAGAAAGAAAAAGAAAAGAAAAUUGCAAAUAUUCCAUCAACAGAUCUAGAUGGAGUUGUGGCCCUUGAUCUUACCAGUGCCUCUCUUGAACAAGAGACUUUGUCAGACAUAUCCUUGGAUGACAUUCCAUCACCUCGCUGUUUCCAGUCCCAGCUACAGAUAUCAGCAGCCAUUCCACACAGUCCACCAGACCAAGAGGGAGGAAGGAAGAAAAGAAUGAUUAUCACCAAAAAUAAAGUUCCUGCAGCAGCAACCGGAUCUCAAAAAGAUCAAGGAUUGCCCUGGUCACUUAAUUUUGGAAAGAAGGCAAAUAAGCCAGACCAGGUCAAGGACAUAAAGGAUAAAUCUGGGUCAACGGUCACUGUGGGGCUCUCCUCUGUGGUGGUGGAUAAACAUGGAGCAAGCAAGGAUAACAACAGUGCAUCAGGGGCCAACAAUGAUCUCAACACAUCCUCUGAUUCAUCUUCAUCCAGCUCUGGCCCCCUGGUGGAAUUCAGCUCCUCCCAGUCCAAUGCCAAGGAGGCCAGGCCAGAGAGUGGGGAUGGGGGUGAUGAUACAUCUGUUGUCUAAUAAAUCAGGAUCCAACAAUCCACAGUUUGUAAUACACAAUCCACUGAUCCAUUCCACAUCAUAUCGUCAAGAUGAAGAAAAACAUUUAUCAUUCAGUCUGGAACAGAAACUACAUGUAUCUGAGAGAAAGGAACAUCUUAGUCAGCACUGAUCUAAAAAUUAAUAUUCAGGGUUUAAAUUGUGAUAAUGUAACUUGUUGUCUAGUCAAGAGGAUCAUACCGGAUACAUUGCCAAGUGAAUGAAUGUGGAAUUUUAUUAAUCAUCUUUACUUCAUUAUGAUGAUAUCUUCAUUGUUGCUAUUUUUUUUUUAUGAUGCUGUUUUGUUAUUUGCCACUGUUUGCAUAAAGAGAAUUUCAAUCUCCACCUGAUGGAACUUUGGACCAGGUAUUGCUCUAGGUUUUCAAUUGAACUACUGUAAUUAUUGUUUGUAGAUGUUUUUGGACUAAAUUAAAAGUUUUAGAGCUAUAAAUGAAUUGCUGUUGGGUAUAAAGGGGUAGGGGGUCAUAACCCUAGUACACCAGUGAUGAAUAUCAGACAUUUGUAUUAAGCAUUUAUUUUGUUGGUUCAGGUCAAAAUAUAAUGUAGACGUGAUGAAGGUGUCUAUUGUGGAUAUUAGCAUUGGUGGAAAGUAUAAAGUAGAUGAGACUGAAAAACAAAGCCAUGCUUAACUGUUUUAUUUACAUGUGCUUAAAUAAGAUUUUGAAGGAAACACUGACUUUUUUGACUGCUUGUUUGGAUAUUACAAACUACACCGUGGAGAAUCCUUUGGUUUCUGAUGGAUAUUACAAACUACACCGUGGAGAAUCCUUUGGUUUCUGAUGGAUAUUACAAACUACACCGUGGAGAAUCCUUUGGUUUCUAAAGCAGUGAAUUGGGGUCUCGCUUUUAAAUUGAAGUUGGCAUAUGGAUUGUGCUAUAUAUUUUUUUUUACAUACAUUAUUGAAGAAUAUUGACUGUGAUGAUUUACUGUGUAGUGCAAGUACAAUUUUGUUGUUUUUAUUACAAUUAGUACUACAUACAUUGUACUUGAUCAUAUUGCCUGUGUGUUUUUACAAUUGUGUUUGAUUCCAAUGUAUAAAUGUUAACUUGGUGUUAUAUUGCUAUUUAUUUUGCUAAUUAAACAAAAUUUGACAUUUUU
Magallana angulata is the source of this 4049-nucleotide messenger RNA. RefSeq names its product E3 ubiquitin-protein ligase TRIM37-like. The record is from RefSeq and is a predicted model, not a curated record. The transcript has 22 exons. NCBI's taxonomy places the organism in Eukaryota, Metazoa, Mollusca, Bivalvia, Ostreida, Ostreidae. Gene Ontology annotation, biological process: protein autoubiquitination; negative regulation of centriole replication. Gene Ontology annotation, cellular component: peroxisome; aggresome. Gene Ontology annotation, molecular function: ubiquitin protein ligase binding; tumor necrosis factor receptor binding; ubiquitin protein ligase activity. Bases 89 to 2911 code for a protein of 940 amino acids.